AUGCCUCAUACUAGGCUUCUCCUGCUUCUGCUCUUACUGUGCAUGGCUCGGUCAAGCCUUCACUACAAGCUGUACAAAGCAGAGUCUAUAUUCAGCUGUUUGAAGGAAGUCCUAGAAGAAGCCAAGAGGAGAAGCCUGGAAGUCAACUCAGUUCUUAGUAAGAGGGGCUAUGACUAUGGACCAACAGAUGACCUUCUUUCCCAAGAGGAGGAAGAUGAAGAUGAGAAAGAAAAAAGGACUUUCCCUGCGGCACGUUACAGAUACCUCUCCCAAGCCCAGGUGAAAGGAAAAGUCUAUCAGAACAAGGCAAAAAGUGACCGCCGGACCAAAUUCACACUUUCACUGGAUGUACCGACCAACCUUAUGAACAUUCUCUUCGAUAUUGCAAAGGCUAAAAACAUGAGAGCAAAGGCUGCAGCUAAUGCCCAACUCAUGGCCCAAAUUGGCAGAAGAAAGUAA
This is a messenger RNA of Bombina bombina (fire-bellied toad), 459 nucleotides long. Its product is annotated as urocortin-3-like. NCBI's taxonomy places the organism in Eukaryota, Metazoa, Chordata, Amphibia, Anura, Bombinatoridae. Gene Ontology annotation, biological process: adenylate cyclase-activating G protein-coupled receptor signaling pathway; digestion; cellular response to nutrient levels. Bases 1 to 459 code for a protein of 152 amino acids. The record is from RefSeq and is a predicted model, not a curated record. The transcript has a single exon. Gene Ontology annotation, molecular function: corticotropin-releasing hormone receptor 2 binding; hormone activity. Gene Ontology annotation, cellular component: extracellular region.